Sitophilus oryzae (rice weevil) is the source of this 3791-nucleotide messenger RNA. Its product is annotated as RISC-loading complex subunit tarbp2-like. The record is from RefSeq and is a predicted model, not a curated record. Lineage: Eukaryota; Metazoa; Arthropoda; Insecta; Coleoptera; Curculionidae. The coding region runs from base 143 to 1273 and encodes 376 amino acids. The transcript has 7 exons.
ACAAAAGUGACAACUACCCAAUUUAAAAUUUUUAGAUUUAGUUUGCAAAACGACCGCCAGAGGCUCCAUCUCCGAUAAUUCAUUUUGUAAAUCAGCCAUCUCAGAAAUAUUUUCCACAAUUCGCCGAUUUAAUCAGCAAAGAAUGGAGCCCGUAGGCCAUAUGAUUUCUCAGCAUUCAACCAUACUGCCUGUGCAGCCUCCUUCAACCCCGCAUUACCCCCAUCCACGUAAAAACAAGACCAGCCAGAAACACUUACCUAGCAUGCAGACCUUGACUCUUACCGAGGAAGCCAAACUGGUUUACAAUAAUGAUGUGAACGGAACCAAGACUCCGGUAUCAGUGCUGCAAGAACUACUGUGCAGGCGCGGUAUUACUCCUAAGUACGAGCUUGUGCAAAUUGAAGGUGCCAUUCAUGAGCCAGUGUUCAGAUACAGAGUGUUUCUGAAUAAUGAAUUUGCGGCUACAGGCACGGGUAGAUCGAAGAAGGAUGCCAAGCAUUCGGCUGCUAAGAAUCUACUUGAUUUAUUGGUGGGAAAACAGAGUGCUGAGCAGGCUAAUCAGAGCAAUGGGACACCUGGAGCCCCCGAUAUUACUACUCAGGUUGUAUCUCCGUAUGAUGAUAAAGUGAUGGGCAAUCCUAUUGGUUGGCUUCAAGAGAUGUGCAUGUCGAAAAGAUGGCCACCACCGUUCUACAACAAGGAGAACGAGAAAGGUCUACCCCACGAAAGAGAAUUCACUGUUUCAUGCCAGGUGUUGAAGUUUCGUGAAGAGGGAACUGGUAAAUCUAAGAAGCUGGCAAAGAGACUGGCUGCUCAAAAAAUGUGGCAAGCCCUAAGAGACAUGCCAUCCGAAGGCAACCUACUUGAGAGCGACGAAGAAGCUGGCAAAUUGAGCGGCGUGCACCGCUAUUCCGGAUUGAAAGACAGCAAAAUUACCAUUCUCAGCAAUCAGCAAUCCCAGAAAGUGUCUAAUUUCCACAAGAAACUCAAACAGGCCGCUGGACCGAAACUGAACGAAUUACAGACCGUCAACUUGAAAAAGAAGGACUUCGACUACGUCAAGUUCCUGCAAGAGAUCGGCAAAGAGCAGAGCUUCGAGGUGACCUACGUCGACGUGGAGGAAAAAUCCUUCAUCGGCAAAUCUCAGUGCCUAGUGCAACUGUCAACCUUGCCUGUGGCGGUGUGCUACGGGUGCGGCGAGACGCUGGCCGAUGCCCAAGCGGACGCGGCCCACAACGCGUUGGAGUACCUCAGGAUCAUGACCAAAAAGUGAGGAGAUGGGGAGACCAAUGAUAUCGCUUAGAAAAAUAAAACAACAGGUCUCUACGCUCACUACGUUUGGCUUUUCUUCUCUUGUCCGAGUUCGGUUUGAUGGUACUGGAGUACCUCUCACUUUCAAUUUUUUAUGUAUUUAGUGAAAAAAAGGUCAGGCCAUAGACGGUUCGAGCGAUGCGCGCCGGUGUAUUCGUACUUUUACAUCGUUUAUUUAUUUUAGAGUUUUUUUUGCAUGAAAUGUAACUGAUGGAGUAUACAGGGUCUUCCUAAAUGACUUGCUAAUAAAUAUUUAAGAUGGUGAUUCUUGGACUAUUAUAAGAAAACUUCAUAAUAUGAAUGUAUGUCCUAAACAUUCUAACUUUUAAGAUUCAGGCUGGUAAAAUUUUCUAAAAAGAAUAGUAUAUUGUUUUAUUAUAAGUAAAAAUGAUACUAUAUACAUUUUUACUCCGAAUAGAACAUGUUAUUUUUGUUUAAAUAUCACAAAUAAUUUUUUAAACAAAGUUUUUGUAAGCAGUUAUACAUAUAUCGGGAAACUAUGGUUACACUCGUUGAAUUUGACACUUAAUAUCAGUUUAAUAAUACAUAUCUUUUUGGACUUUUAUGCCUAGGCGUUGAAAUUAUUAUUUUCAGAAUAUUUUUAUUUUUACUAUUCGAAGUCAAAUCGCUAAUAACAUGAUGAGGUGACUGUUUAAAAAAAAUCUGCAUAAAAAAUGCACUUUUAUGCAUAGAAGAUAUAUCAAAUUUCAUAAAUAUAUCUCUAAUACCAUCAGAGUUAUGAUUUUUGUAUUUUGUCACCCUGUAUCUCAAAGGUUAAGAUGUUUAGGAUAUAUAUUCAUAUGAUUUUUUUUAGAAUAUGUACAAGAAUCACCCCCUUAAAUAUUAACAUGUCAUUAAGGAACACCCUGUAUAUUAAAUUAAAAAUAUUUGAAGAUUUAUAUAAUUAUUCAAGAUGGUGUUAAGUGUAACAAGGUUGUUAUUUUAUGUAAAUUUCUAUUAAAUAUUCAUAAAUUAAGUUUUUAUAAAAUAAUACUAAAUUUUAAGAUUUUUAUAUCUUAAUAUUUUAUUAUUAACUUUUUUUUUAAUUAUAAAUUUUUUAUUUGGUCAGUUUCUUUUGAAAUAAUAAUCUGUCAUGUAUUCGUCAAAAGUAAAUAUUUCGAAAAAAAGAAAGAAACUUCUUUUUUUCCAGUAAAAUAUUUAUUUUUUGGUAAGUUUUUAUGCGAUUGUAAUUUCAAAAGCUACUCUGGCGCCAAUUUUUGCGAUCGUAUGCUUUAAUUUAAAAAAAUAAACAUCACAAUCACGAUCGUAAAAUUAAAACAUUUUUACGGUGAUAUUAUUAUAGCAAUUCGUCAGCUUUAUUAAAAUUUAUCGAUAUUAGGGAGGAGUAAAAUGUAUUAGUUAUUAACAAUAUCGAUUGGGCUGUAUACCAAAAAAAAAUCGAUAAUUUUAUAAAAUACCGAGAUUUCAAUCGCUAGCCAAAAAAUACAUUACGGUUUUUCUGAAUGUCUCAAAAAUGUUAAAAACAUCGACUGAUAAUUUAUCGAUAUUUUAUAAAAUAUCGAUAACAGUGAGCCUCCCUAAUCAAAAUUUAUUUUUAAAAUUAAGUAGGUAUAUAUAUUUUUUUCAAGCUUUUACACGCAUUUUAUGUAUUUAUGAGAGUUUUUUUGUUUAGUUCGAACCGAACAUGGCCUGCUAAAUAUAUAAGGAGAAGGAUAGCAAGUUUUUUACAAGCUAUACUUUGCAUAGAAUUAGUGGUUUUUUUCGAGGAUAAAAUUUAGUUUUUCUUUAUUUAUAUGUUUUUGUUUUGGAGUCGUGUUUCUAAAUAUUGUAUCGUAUAAUAUAAUACGCACUAUAUUAUAUAUAAAACUACUACUUUUGGCGGCAUAAAAAGAUGCUUCCGUGCCACUUUUCUCUAAUCUAGUUCGAUGAAUAUAUUUAAUGGUGUUCAUUAUGUAAGUAAAUAACCUUUUAAUCCCUUAUAAUCUCGUAGCUUUAGCCUAAUAAGGUGCCCGUGGGGAUUCACACGAAAAAAUCGGAAUUUGUAGGGAUGUACUCAAAGAUCGAAGUUUUAAAACGAAUCGACAUUUUAGGAUUGUGUAUGAAUAUCGAUACGCAACAAUUAAUCGAUUGUAUUGAAGGUGUUGUGAAUCCUCUAGGCGCCGGUAUAUAUACAUAUAUCGUAUUAUCGUGACUUAAUCACUCAUAUCGGUCGAGUAUAUAUAGUGCCCCAGAACAUGACACAACAAACCGUAUUGUGCAAAGGGAGCAUUUAUUUAAUGCAAAGUAUAGAGGUUGUAUCCCCCCAAAAAUCAUUAAAAAACAAAAAACUAUUAAUUAUAAUUAACAUAUAUGUCAAUAGACCGAAUAAUCCCAUUCGUCAGGAUUGAGGAACGCGUGGCCUAGCUUGCGUUCUCUUCUGUUCAGUUCACAUAAUACUAAUCUUAGGGUUUUUUCUCAGCAUUGUUAGUUGUAUUGAUGUGUAUGAUAAUUAAGUAAUAUAAUUUUAAUGGCUUCAAAAA